AUGGCUGCAUUUGACAACAACCCAUUCGCCGACCCUGUGGACGUCAACCCCUUCCAGGAUGCCUCGGUCACAAAAGCCACCCGAGGAGCCCUCGAUGAUAUUCGGGAAUACAACCCAUUUGCCACAACUGAACUGAAAGACCACAGUGACACUACUAUUCCCAUCUCAGCUGUUUCAUCUCAACCCGCCAUAUUACAAACUUCAGUGGAGCAGAGUUCACGAGCAUCUGCUGCGGCCAUUGCAGGUCAAGCUAAUCUGAUAAAGCAGCAAGAGGAGCUGGAGAGAAAAGCAGCAGAGUUGGAGAGGAAGGAGCAAGAACUUCAGAACAGAACCACCCAGAACACCGGCGUCAUCGAGAACAACUGGCCUCCUCUGCCUAAGUUCUUUCCUGUGAAGCCAUGCUUUUACCAGGACUUUGAGACGGACAUCCCAGAGGAAUACCGCCGGAUCUGCAGAAGAAUGUACUACCUAUGGAUGUUCCACAGUGCUACAUUGUUCCUCAACGUGCUGGCCUGCCUGGCCUACUUCACAGUGGACUCUCAGUACGGCAUAGACUUUGGUCUGUCCAUCCUCUGGUUCCUCCUCUUCACCCCCGUCUCCUUCAUCUGUUGGUACAGACCCGUAUACAAGGCAUUCAGGUCAGACAGUUCCUUCAGCUUCUUUUUCUUUUUCUUUGUCUUCUUCUUCCAAGUGGCCGUGUACAUCAUCCAGACUGUGGGGAUCCCCAAGUGGGGCAACAGUGGCUGGAUUGCUUCAAUCACCAUGAUCCGCGUAAACUUAGGAGUGGCCGUGGUCAUGAUGGUGGUGGCCGGCUUUUUCACCGUCAACGCUGUUGUGGCCGUCCUCCUUUUGAAGAUGGUCCACUCCAAGUACAGACGUACGGGAGCCAGCUUUACCAAGGCUCAGCAGGAGUUUUCCAUUGGCGUCCUGAGCAACAGAAGCUUCCAGUCUGCUGCUACGACGGCUGCUCAAGGAGCCUUUGGCAGGAACUAA
Nerophis lumbriciformis (worm pipefish) is the source of this 993-nucleotide messenger RNA. The record is from RefSeq and is a predicted model, not a curated record. NCBI's taxonomy places the organism in Eukaryota, Metazoa, Chordata, Actinopteri, Syngnathiformes, Syngnathidae.